AUGGGGUUCAGGGUUCAUAAACAUAAGUUGCUGCGUCAGCGCCAGAGCUCCGCGUCGAGCAACAUUUUGCCCUUUCAGUGCCAUCCCUUGACGAUUAUCAGCAAUCAACCUCUGAUAGCAAUGGGACAGGGCCACGGUGGAAUUAAACGAGAAAUUGAAGGAGCUGACAGGUCCCCGGACGAGUUCGUGCCUAUGCCUGUAACUCUGCUGCCGGUCUGUGGCAAUGGUGUGCACUUGGAUGUGGUACUGUACGGCGAUAGUUUCUGUGGAAAGACAUGUUUAGCAAUAAGAUAUGAGAAAAACAUGUUUGGCCCUACAAUAGCCACAAUUGGAGUUGGCGUCAGUACUGUGGAGAGAGCACUUGUUAAAGUACGCUUAUGGGAUACAGCUGGUCACGAGAGAUAUGAUUCAAUCACCCAAAUCUAUAUCAGGGGAAAUAAGCCAAAGGGUUUUUUGUUGGUAUAUUCCAUCGACGACUAUGAAUCUUUUCAAGUCGCUCAAAAAUGGGCAGAUGUCUUACGGAAGGACUGCUGGCAACCAGUAUCUAACUACCCAAUAUUGGUGCUAGGGAACAAGUGUGAUUUGGAGGAUAAGAGGGUUGUCUCCAGAGAAUGUGGGGAGUCGCUUGCCUCUAGCCUUGAUGCAAAGUUUUUUGAAGUCAGCGCUUUAACUGGAGAGAACGCAGAGAAGUCAUAUUCAGCCCUGCUUGAGCUUUUCAUUCGGAAGAGGUUUAAUUUCCCAGCAUACCAGCAGGCAAGUGGUCCAGAAGAAAGUCAACCUCACAAAGAUGGGAGGCCAAGUAUUACUCUAAAGACCUGGACAUCAAAAAUGAAGCGGGAUACAUGA
Messenger RNA from Geodia barretti, 846 nucleotides. Lineage: Eukaryota; Metazoa; Porifera; Demospongiae; Tetractinellida; Geodiidae. The record is from the annotation of a GenBank genome assembly.